CGUGUCUUUCUUUCUCCUUUCAUUCCACUUCUCCCAAUUACAUUUGUUUUCAUGUCUCCACUGGAAUUUGUUUUCUCUGUUAUUAUUUGGGUACAAGUCAAAAUUCCCUUUUUCCCCUUUUACUUGUGAUAUUUUUGCUUUUGUUCCUUUUUUCUCUUUGUGCAUGUGGGUAUCUUGAGUUGUUUCAUGCUCUGAAUUUGUAUGCAAUUUUUUCAGCUCUUGUAAUAUAAUUUGUUUUGUUCUUAUUCUGCUGCAACAAAGUAUCUUCAGUUGCGCUAGCCCUUUCUUCUCAGUUUUAUACUUAACAAAUUUGGAUUAUCUUUUUUCGUUGGCUUCUGCCUCUUACAGAGGAGCUUGGAUCUUUCUUAGAGUAUCGUUUACAUUAUUUUGUUUCUGAUUAGGAAGGAGUACAUGAAUAGUUAGGGUUGAGAAUGGAAAACCAAUGACAGACGAUUGAAUUUUCUGUUGCUUAAAACCAAUGUCCAUGCCAAUUUAUAUUGAGUUGUUGUUUUAAUUUUUAUAUAAAUACAUGUAGAGAGAUGCUAGUUAACACUCCUUGUGGUAUUUGCCGUACAUCAGUUUGGAUUUUUUUUUCCAUUAAUUUUUAUAUGAUAAAAUGAAUUAAAUUUCUACUGUUAGUUAAAGUUAUACUUUUUGCUUAUAGUUUUCAAUAAAUUUGAAAAAAGGCCUAUGAUUGGGUAUGUGUUAUGGAGUUGAAACUAGUGUGCGAACACUUUGUAGAGUCACUUAAGAUUUCAUAUAACUAUAGAUUUAUAUUUAGAGUCAAUCUCGAGUCCUUAUCUUGUUACUUCUUUUAUGUUCUUAACCAAAAUAUUGAGGAGUCAGUUCCUAGAUUCUCUUUUAUCUUUUCCUUUUUGUAAAUGGUAUAGUUGUAGUGGGAGUCUCCGGAGAGGAAUUAAAUGAUAAAAUAAAGUUGUGUUGUGAUCCUUAUGGAGGGAAGCUUUGGUACCACGUGGCUUCCUUCAAUACUUCGGAGGUGAAAAUGAGAGAUUAUACAUUACCAUGUCUCAUUCAAUUUAGGUAUUUUUAUUAGCACAGAGCAAUGAAGAAAUAAAGAAUGAUGCAAGUCGUUGGAAUCAAGCAGGGUGGGUGAAAUAAAGGUGUUAUUUGUGAUGUAAAAGUGUUUUAGUCCAACUGUUACGCAGUAAAAGGACAAGAAUCAGAGGUCAUACAAGAAAAGAUAAGAACAGGAAUGAAUGCAAUAGAGACAGAGUAAAAGAGGCACAUACUGAGAGAUGAUUGUUAUAUUGAGGAAGCUUCUUUGCAUAUACAAUAGAGAAAAUGGUACUAUCAUUAGUUUAUUACAGGUUUGUGUGGUUGAUCAUUACCUUGUAGAAGUUAGUAAUAACAAAAAGAGCAAUUCUUGACUCUAUGGAAGAUUACAAUUUUUUUGUUGGUCAAGAGUUCCCAGAUGUGAAGGCAUUUCGGAAUGCAAUUAAAGAAGCUGCCAUUGCACAGCAUUUUGAGCUCCGUACUAUUAAAAGUGACCUGAUUCGCUACUUUGCCAAGUGUGCCUCAGAUGGUUGUCCAUGGCGGAUUCGUGCUGUCAAGCUCCCUAAUGCCCCAACAUUUACUAUUAGAAGUAUUGAUGGCACACAUACUUGUGGGAGGAAUGCAAACAAUGGGCACCAUCAGGCUUCUGUUGACUGGAUUGUGAGUUUCAUUGAAGAAAGAUUGCGAGACAAUAUUAAUUAUAAACCAAAGGAUAUUUUACAUGACAUCCAUAAACAAUAUGGUAUAACUAUACCUUAUAAGCAAGCUUGGCGUGCAAAGGAGCGGGGUCUUGCAGCUAUAUAUGGAUCUUCUGAAGAAGGAUAUUACCUACUUCCUUCAUACUGUGAAGAAAUUAAGAAAACAAACCCUGGAAGUGUUGCAGAGGUGUUUACCGCUGGUGAAGAUAACCGUUUUCAGAGACUUUUUGUUUGCUUUCGUGCAUCAAUCUAUGGUUUUUUUAAUGGUUGCUUGCCAAUUGUUGGACUUGGUGGAAUCCAGCUGAAAAGCAAAUACCUUAGCACAUUGCUUUCAGCAACUUCUUUUGAUGCUGAUGGUGGAUUGUUUCCGCUUGCUUUUGGUGUUGUUGAUGUAGAAAAUGAUGAUAGCUGGACAUGGUUCCUGUCUGAGUUGCAUAGGGUUCUGGAGGGGAAUACUGAAUGCAUGCCAGAGUUUAUAUUUUUAUCAGAUGGGCAACAGGGUAUUACGGAUACAGUGAGAAGUAAGUUCCCAAGUUCUUCUCAUGCAUUCUGCAUGCGUCACUUGACUGAAAGCAUUAGUAAAGAGUUCAAGAACUCUAGGCUUGUCCAUCUUCUGUGGAAGGCUGCAUAUGCCACCACAACCAUUGCAUUUAAAGAAAAAAUUGCUGAAAUAGAGGAGGUAUCUCCGGAAGCUGCUAAAUGGUUACAACAUUUUGAUCCUUCUCAAUGGGCCCUUGUGCAUUUUAAAGGGACACGAUUUGGCCAUCUAUCCUCAAACAUUGAUGAGUUCACCAAAUGGAUUCUUGAUGCUCGAGAAUUGCCAAUUAUCCAGGUGAUGGAGCGGAUUCAUAGCAAGCUUAAAACUGAGUUUGAUGACAGGCGGAUAAAAAGCAGCUCAUGGUGCUCUGUACUCGCCCCUUCUGCCGAGAAGCUAAUGAAUGAAGCCAUCAACCGUGCAUCUAUAUAUCAAGUCCUUAGAUCAGAUGAAGUAGAAUUUGAGGUUCUUUCAGCUGAUCGAUCGGACAUUGUAAAUAUUGGCAGCUAUAGUUGUUCCUGCCGCGACUGGCAGCUAAAUGGUAUUCCUUGUUCACAUGCUGCUGCUGCUCUUAUCUCAUGUCGGAAGGAUGUCUAUGCAUAUACCCACAAGAGUUUUACUGUUGCAAGUUACAGGAAUACCUAUGCAGAGAGUAUACACUACAUCCCAGCAAAACUUGAAUGGAGUAAAACAGACAAGUCUUCUAUGGAUGAUAAUAUCCUAGUUGUACGACCACCAAAAUUACGGCGACCACCGGGACGCCCUGAGAAAAGGAUGUGUGUGGAUGAGCUUAGUCGUGAGAAACAUACAGUGCACUGUAGUCGGUGCAACCAAACUGGACAUUACAAGAGAACCUGUAAAGCAGAAAUGAUUAAUAGUAUAGAGCAGUUUUAAUUGUCUGAUUUUGUAUUAUUUACUUCACCUAAGAACUAGUUUAGUUUAUUAACAUCAAUCUACAGGGACAUACCUCAGAUUCAGAUAAUGUAGCAUAGAUAUGUAUGUAUUAAAUCGCAACCGCUGGGGUAGCAGAAAUGAAGUUGGUUUGUGCUUUUGGGAGUAUUUAAA
Molecule: messenger RNA, 3312 nt
Organism: Vigna radiata var. radiata (mung bean)
Lineage: Eukaryota; Viridiplantae; Streptophyta; Magnoliopsida; Fabales; Fabaceae
Exons: 2
Coding region: 1393-3141 (582 amino acids)
Molecular function (GO): nucleic acid binding; zinc ion binding
Source: RefSeq, a predicted model, not a curated record